This is a messenger RNA of Sesamum indicum (sesame), 1925 nucleotides long. RefSeq names its product flavonoid 3'-monooxygenase CYP75B137. Gene Ontology annotation, molecular function: iron ion binding; heme binding; oxidoreductase activity, acting on paired donors, with incorporation or reduction of molecular oxygen. NCBI's taxonomy places the organism in Eukaryota, Viridiplantae, Streptophyta, Magnoliopsida, Lamiales, Pedaliaceae. The record is from RefSeq and is a predicted model, not a curated record.
AGUAGUUCUGUGAGAAUAGGCAAAAUCGAAGUACUAUAAUAGAGGGGUUCUCUUAAAGCUAUCAUAUGAGAGAAUCCUUGUGAAAUAUCACCACAUUGCACGAUUCCAUGGUCAGAAUUCAGAGUGAAUAAUCGAAGAACCAGUGGGAGAAUUGCUAUAUUCCUAUCCUUUCAGUUCUGGUAAUGUCCACUAUGUUGUGCACAAAGAUGGAGCUCAAUCCUUUGAAAAGAACUCCUCCCUUGCCACCAGGGCCCCGGGGCUUGCCAAUCCUUGGAUACUUGCCGUUCUUGGGCAACAAUUUGCUCCACAAGUUCGGAGAUUUGGCAGGCCAAUACGGUCCAAUCUACAAGUUCUAUCUUGGCAGCCAACUAUGUGUCGUGAUCAACUCACCAUCCCUAGUAAAAGAAGUGGUUCGGGAUCAAGACUCGAUUUUCGCUAACCGUGAUUCUAACAUUGCAACACUAGCGGCAACCUAUGAUGGAAACGACAUAGGGUUUUCACCGCUCAAUUCCCAGUGGCGGGCCAUGAGGCAAAUAUUCGUCCGUGAGGUGCUCGGUAACAACAGUCUCCAAGCAUCAUACGAUCUCCGGAAGGAUGAAGUCAGAAAGGCCAUCAGAGAUGUGUAUACCAAUAUAGGAAAGCCGGUCCACUUUGGUGAACUAUCUUUCCGAACUGAACUCAAUGUCAUAAUGAACAUGAUGUGGGGUGGCGUUGUUGAAGAGGAAGAAGGCCAAAGACUGGGAGAAGAGUUCCGGGAAGUGGUCAUUAAGAUUGUGGAUUUGAUGGGAAAGCCAAAUGUUGCUGACUAUCUUCCAGCCCUAGCCUGGCUUGAUAUUCAAGGAAUAAAGAAAGAGGUGGAGGGUCAUAUGCAAUCUAUGGAUCGGAUUUUUGAGUACGUUGUUGCUAAAUGUAGAAAGAUGUUGGGAGGAAUCAAGAAAGAAGGAAAGAAGAACUUCCUUCAAGUCAUGUUAGAGCUACAAGAGAAAGAAGAUUCCGAGAUGUCAAUCAGCCCGAGGCAAAUCAAGGCCCUAUUGCUGGAUAUUGUAAUAGCCGGGACAGACACUACCGCAACAACAAUUGAGUGGGCAAUGGCCGAACUUCUGCAAAAUCGAAAGGCUAUGGAAAACAUACAAAAUGAAUUAUCUAAAGUGGUGGGAUUGAACAAUGAAGUUGAAGAGUUCCACAUGCCUAAAUUGAAGUAUUUGGAAGCAGUUAUCAAAGAAACAAUGCGUUUACAUCCGGCUAUACCCCUCUUGAUCCCAAGAUCUCCAACCCAAACGUCCACAAUCGGGGGAUACACAAUCCCAAAAAAGAGCAUGGUCUUAAUAAACUUGCCUUGGAUCCAAAGGGAUCCUUCUAGUUGGGACAGUCCACUGGAAUUUAAGCCUGAAAGGUUUUUACACGACAACAAAAAAUGUCAGUUCAGUGGUAACAAUUUCAAUUAUAUCCCUUUUGGAUCAGGGAGAAGGAUAUGUGCUGGCAUGCCCCUUGCAGAGAGAAUGUUGAUGUACUUACUAGCUUCACUUUUGCAUUCUUUUGAAUGGAAGCUACCAGAUGGUGAAACAAUCGAUAUGUCCUACACGUUUGGGGCUGUUUUGAGGAAAAGUACACCACUCCUUGCUAUAGCCACGCCCAGGUUAUCUGAACCAAACUUGUAUGGGUAAUAUGUAAGUAGCAUUUAUUGCCUUGUUAAAUAAACCAGGAAGUUGUCGUUGCUACAAGAUCAUAGGGCUUCCUGUCUCGUACACGUCUGUUAGUGUUGUGGACUGAGUUCCAAGAAACUCUUAGUUGAAUUUGAUUUGUAAGUGUUGUGGACUGAGUUCUAAGAAACUCUUAGUUGAAUUUGAUUUGUAAGUGUUGUGGAUUGAGUUCCGAGAAACUCUUAUUUGAAUUUAGAUUAAUUCAAGUAAAUUACAUAUUAAGUG